UAAAGGCUUAUGACAGUGGGAGACACGUUCCACAACUACUCAAGCACAACUACUACACGGUUAAGACCAUGCUCUUCUAGCUCUUCUUGUAAGACUUGGCUCCUCUAGCUCCUCUUUAUCCCUCACAGCAGUUUGCAAGUCAUGUUGCAAGUCCAUACUCCAAGGGCCACAGCAACAAGAGGGGUAUGGUGUAGGCAUCAUGUAGGUAGGCAUCAUGGUACUAGUUCUGAGCCAUCAACACUCCCCCCCAGCAAAAGUAGACAGAACUAGCAGACUCCCUAGAACUUCGUACUCUGACAAACUCCUGCAACACAAGUAACAACAAAAAACAACUAUGCUACUAUGCACACCAUAAUAAUAAUAAUAAUAAUCCCAACGCUGGCCCAUAGGGCCUAGCAUGUAUUAACGGGGCAACGCCUUCGCUGAUCAUCUCUCAACCCAGUUCGAGAGAAGGCGGGAAGUCACCACGACCACCUUAUCAUUUGCCGGUCCUACCCACCGGUGGGAGCGGGGUGGAUUAAGCCCCUGGUGUCCUAUCCAUGUUCAGCUCGGAUGAUCUACCCUCACGGCUUUCGGUACCUGAGAUCGGGGGAUCAGGCUAUUACGGAAUUCAACAAGCCGAGUGCCCCGCCAGCCCCUGCCCCGGCACCACAGCCGCCGCCGUCCCGUACCCGUACGUCAGCGCGGGCCCCACACCGCCGGUGUAUCCUCCUCCAACUCCCACUCCUCCUCCCCCGUACAUCGACACGCCCUGCUGCUGCCAGCCGGCUGCCGCGGCCUGCUGCUGCGGCAGCUGCUGCGCAUGCGCCGGUGUCGCGACCGACACGUACGCCUGCUGAGCGGGCUGCGGAGAGGCCCCGCCGCAGGGGCAGGGGCAAUGCGUCCACGACAUUCCCCCCUGCUAGCUAGCAGAGGCGGCCGGCGUCCGUCAGCCCCCCGUGUGCUCGGUGCUCACGGGCAAAGCAGGCAGCGGCAAGUCGCGGGUGCUGCAGGCAUUGCUGUGGUUUGCAUACCAGCAUCGCUGCGAGUCUCUCAUUGCCCUCGUGAGCUACACGUGGCGCGCCGCACUGCAUGUGAGUUGUGUGCGGGGUGUGCGGGUGUGUGGCUGCGUAGGAGGAGCGGUGCAAGAGGGGCUCAGUUCGGAGGUGAAGUGUGGCGGUGGUGGACUGGUCCUGGUAGUCCUGCUCGUGCGUGCCGGGGGGUUUAGCAGCCAGGGAGCCUUACAUGAUCAUGCUGUUGACUUCGGCCGCUGCCAUCACGGUCCAUUUACAGGACUCUACGCCAGGCGUGCUCGGCACCAGCACCACGUCCUUCUUUGCGACUGCUGGCACCUUUGGUCCGCCUCACCGCGAUCGAGUGGAGCCACGAGUGGAGCGCAACCUUAAUGGUGUGCGCUUCAUUUUCCUAGAUGAGUUUAGCACGUGUGGGCUGUCCCACUGGGCGCACAUUUGCAUGCAUGUGCACGCGGCACGGAGGCACGUGGGUAUAGACAGCACGCACCUAUAUCACGGGCCGCUGUCAGAUCUGCAUGGCCUGCUUGUUGGCGACUUGCGUCAGUUGCCACAGCCACGGCACGCGCCGCUAUAUAGUGGUGCUGCGGAGGAGAGCUUGCGGCGGCUGCUGGCGCCGGGCGCGGGGGACGGCGGGGCCAUGGAGCGCCAGAUCCGGCAGCUGGAGCAUCCGGAGGGCAGCAUGAACCUCAUGGGGCGGGAGCUGUGGAAUAUGGUGCCGUUCGCGUUCGUUCUCACUCACCAGCAUCGGCAGCAAGCAGGUGUAGGCGACAACGACGAACCUCUCUUCAUGCUAGCAGAGAAGUUUGGUGGCGUGCAGGAAAUCUCUCAGGCAGAUCUGGACACAGCGUGCCAGCAGCUCAACACGCGUGUUUGGCGGCCCCCGAAGCCAGGGAUUGACCCCGUGCCCCAGCCCUUUGCAGUUGUCCAGCGCCAUGUCGUGCGGGUUCCACUGGCAUUGCAGCUCGUGCAGCUGCAUGCGCUCGCGCAGCGUCAGCAGCUGCUGCUGUGGCGUAGCGCGGACUUGUCGCCUGACGGGAGCAGCUUACCUAUUUCGCAUGUGCAUCAAUUAGAGGCGCUUGGCGGGGCCGAGGAUGAUAGCGGUGUGCCCGCUGUGUGCGCAUUCUUUGCUGGCAUUCGUUACGUGUUUACAUCAAAUGAGCAUGUGCGUCUGUAUCACAUCAACAACAACAGUGCCACAGGCACCUGCAUUGUUCUGCAUCCCAACGAGCCACCAUUGCCAGAUGCAAGCAUUGCCCCCGUGCAUGUCCUCAAGUUCGUGCCCUCGGCUGUAAUGGUGCGCCCCGACGGGCCUGAUGCGGGUCGGGUGUCUGUCGAUCAGGCCCUGGAUGUUGGGGAGAUUCCUGUUUUACCGUGCAGUGCUAUGUUCACAUCGCAGCAUGCAACCCUGCGGUUGCCUGUGAUGCGCUGGGGCUUUCGUGUGGAGCUUGCGUACGCAGUCACCGAUUACUUCGCGCAGGGGCAAACUCUGCCACCGCACGAACUGUGGCUGGUGGAUAUGUGCAAACCGCAGCACGGUUGUUGGCGGCGGGCUUCGAUUUACGUAAUGCUCACCAGGUUUCGUGGGUUGCAUGCCUUGCAUUUAGUGCGCCCGCUGUGGGCCUCGCGGGCAGAAGAGCGCCGGAUUAAAAAGGCGCUGCGUACCAGGCUAAUGCCCGAGGCAGAUCUAGCUGCAGAAUGGCAGCGGCUAUUGAGGCUCUCGCAGAGCACAGCAGUAGCGGUGCCAGGUAUGAUUGUGCGCAUUCAGGCCAGCAUGGCUGCCUCAUAACCAAGGCCUUCAAUGCAUGCAUGAUUGCAACAUCUGGCAUGUGGCGGUGAACGCUGGGUUGUCCUGCGUCCCGGCCAGCAUGGAUAGCGUAGUGCUUUUAACAUGCGCGAGGUGUACUGACAGAUGACCUGGAAGCGUGGAGUACCUUGUGGAUGGUGAGUGCUGACUGCAAUUUACAGCGGUGACUUUCUUGUUGGUGUUUGGUGUGGUGACCAUCAUGCUUGGCUUCGCUGACUGGACGUAUGUCACUGAGCUGUUUGACAGGCAGGCGUAGAGCAACGUGUACAUUCGGGUUUAGUUUCUACCUGUCCUGUCUCUGCGUGAAGCCGGGGUAUUGUUUAUGGCUGUUCUGAGAACAAACUUCCGAUCGCGGGGUCGGGAUGGGGGCAAAAAACAACUUGUUAAUCAACUCAUCAAGUUGUUAUUGCGUGCGCACCCAAUCCCCCCGACACCCCCGAUGGACAGCGAACAAUUUUGAGCAAACAUAGGGCUUUUCGGAAGGGAGAACUCACUCAAGCAGCACAUGCCUCUCAUCCUCUACAUGCUCCUCCCCAUCAGCGUGGCAAAGCGGACAAACUCUCUGUGCUCUCUCCCUGUGCGCACCCUGCGCACCGCGUGGGUUGUUAGCCUCAAUCAUCCACACGCCCAUCCUGAAUCUCAUCAUGGAGACAUGCCAUGCUCGAGGAAUGUAGAUUUGCGUGUGCCGUGUUUCCCCCAUCCAAUGCUUGUAACGACAUAUCUUCACGCCAGGCUUGACCCCCUGCUUGCGUCACAAAAUCCCGUGGAUUAACCUCUAACCUGUUGCUAGCAGGGGAGGGGGGUAUGCAACUCGGCCUGGAUCCAGCCCGGGCUGCAUGGGACCCGGCCAAAAGGUGUUCGGACCCCCCAACGCCUGCUCCUGAGACUUUAUUAUUGUAACCUGGACAAAUGUGUAGUCAUAUGAACCGACAGAUGUCGCUAGGAAUGGGGCGCAGGCCCCUCUGUAACAUUUCGAGUGU
Messenger RNA from Chlamydomonas reinhardtii, 3797 nucleotides. RefSeq lists its product as uncharacterized. The transcript is spliced from 2 exons. Bases 540 to 839 code for a protein of 99 amino acids. The record is from RefSeq and is a predicted model, not a curated record. Lineage: Eukaryota; Viridiplantae; Chlorophyta; Chlorophyceae; Chlamydomonadales; Chlamydomonadaceae.